UCAACAACAGCAACAACAAUUCCACAAAAUAAUGAAAAAAGGCAGCUCAUCGCGAUUUUUGAACUUUUUUGGCACACUACGCAAACAAAAAAUUUAUUGCGCCAAAUGCGAUAAAAAAUGUUCGGGUGAGGUGUUACGUGUUGCCGAUAAGCAUUUCCACAAAGCUUGCUUUCAAUGCUGCCAAUGUAAAAAGUCACUAGCCUCCGGUGGUUUCUUUACCAAAGAUGGUGCUUACUAUUGCAUACCCGACUAUCAGCGUCUGUAUGGAACAAAAUGUGCUGCAUGCUCGCAAUAUGUCGAGGGCGAAGUGGUCUCAACGAUGGGUAAAACCUAUCACCAAAAGUGUUUCACAUGCUCCAAAUGUAAACAGCCCUUCAAAUCGGGUAGUAAGGUAACUAAUACAGGAAAAGAGGUGCUUUGCGAAUCGUGUGUCACUGGAGGCACUGGUGCAGCUACAUCACCCACACGACAAGUUGGCGGCAAGGAUGGCACAACCUCUCCCACGCCUGUUGUCGAGUCUCCGACCAGGGCAACAGCCCAUCAACAAAUGAGCAGUGGCGUAGUAUCAGAUAAAGCGCAUUUAAAAGAGGAUUACGAUCCAAAUGACUGCGCCGGCUGUGGUGAAAUGCUAAAGGAGGGACAAGCUUUGGUAGCCUUGGAUCGUCAAUGGCAUGUCUGGUGUUUCCGUUGUAAAUCGUGUGAUGCAGUCCUGAAUGGCGAAUAUAUGGGCAAAGAUGGUGUACCCUAUUGUGAAAAGUGUUAUCAGAAGUCAUUCGGCGUUAAGUGUGCCUACUGUAAUCGUUUCAUUAGCGGCAAAGUGUUGCAGGCUGGCGAAAAUCACCAUUUCCAUCCGACAUGUGCCCGCUGUACCAAGUGUGGCGAUCCGUUCGGCGAUGGCGAAGAAAUGUAUUUGCAAGGCGGCGCCAUAUGGCAUCCACGUUGCGGUCCUGGACCAAACGAAUCGGGUUUGAUAUUGAAUGGCUGUGGAGGCGGUGUAUCAAAUGGCAAUUUCACUGAUACAGAAUGUGAUCGUAUGAGUUCGAGUGCUUUAAGUGAUAUGUACAUAAGAUCCCGAACGCCGAGUUUUAAUGGUUCCGUAUAUUCCUCUAGCCGCAAGCACUAUCGUACAGUUAGUCCUGGUCUGAUUUUGCGCGAAUACGGUCGCCAUGGUGGCGAGGACAUCUCUCGCAUUUACACAUACAGCUAUUUAACAGAUGCUCCCAAUUAUCUACGCAAGCCCAUAGAUCCCUAUGAUAAGACACCGUUGUCACCACACUUCCACAGACCAUCAUCAUAUGCUACCAGCACUGCCGGAUCUGUGGCGGGAAGUAGGCCACCAUCACGACCUGGCUCUCGUACCCGUAGUGCUAUGAAGGUAUUGGUAGAUGCCAUACGUUCAGAAACACCACGACCAAAGAGUCCUGCCAUGAACAAUGAGGAGCCGAUUGAAUUGUCACAUUACCCAGCAGCUAAGAAACCACCACCAGGUGAAAAACCCAAAAUCGAACGUGAUGAUUUCCCUGCACCACCAUAUCCCUACACAGAUCCGGAACGUAGGCGUCGUUAUAGCGAUUCCUACAAAGGUGUGCCCGUAUCUGAUGACGAAGAUGAUACCGAAAAUAAAAAUGGAGAACAAGAAGAAGAUCGUUUACAGCGCGAAGCUAAGGAAUUGGAAAAAUUAAAUUCUGGCAUUGGUGCAGCUAUUGCCAAAGAUUUAAAAGAGACGGCUAAAUAUCGUAAAUGGAAACAACAGAAUUUAGAUCCAAGAAAUGCAUCACGCACAGCAUCAGCAAACAAAGAACCUUUAAAUAAAUUAAGAUACGAAUCACCAAUUGGUGCAUCACCAUCACGUAAUUUGGAUCAUCAAAAACCCUUCUACGAUGAGGAUAUGUUCGACCGUUCAACGAGUUACCGAGGAUCACUGGGUAAAUCAUUGGGCAAUGCUCCCAGUUAUAACGUGGUAAGCUCUCUUCGUCAUGUCCCCAAACCUGGAUACGGCUUAGCUCCACGUUCCCACACUUUCAGUUCAACCACAUCGGCCGGCGCCAUGAUGCACGGCGUCACCGACUAUUCGUAUGGAGGAUUAGGUGAUAAAACGCACAGUACCGAUCUGAGUUGUGGGAAGUCCGAAGCCUCAGUCGACUCGAUAACGGAAGGUGAUAGACGCGCUUUGAUGGGCGGCGAUUUACCCGCCUCGAGUACAUAUUCGGGUGCUUUAUCUUACCAUUAUCCCCAAGCUGGUUUAAUACGCCGUAGUUUGCCAAAUAUGGCUCAUUCAAUGUUGGUUCACGAACCUGCAAAAAUUUAUCCUUAUCACUUGUUGGUCAUCACUAAUUAUCGUUUGCCUUCGGAUGUUGAUCGCUGCAAUUUGGAGCGACAUUUAUCGGAUGUUGAAUUCGAGCACAUUCUUCAAUGUACCAGAGCCGAUUUCUACAGAUUCCCACAGUGGCGAAGAAAUGAAAUGAAACGACGAGUAAAAUUAUUCUAAAUGGUCCAUUUGCUGCGAAAA
Molecule: messenger RNA, 2509 nt
Organism: Musca vetustissima
Lineage: Eukaryota; Metazoa; Arthropoda; Insecta; Diptera; Muscidae
Gene: Unc-115a
Product: actin-binding LIM protein 2
Exons: 11
Coding region: 32-2488 (818 amino acids)
Biological process (GO): lamellipodium assembly; cytoskeleton organization
Cellular component (GO): actin cytoskeleton
Molecular function (GO): actin filament binding
Source: RefSeq, a predicted model, not a curated record